This is a messenger RNA of Mesocricetus auratus (golden hamster), 1137 nucleotides long. It is a transcript of the gene Nudt7, whose product is annotated as nudix hydrolase 7. Gene Ontology annotation, biological process: coenzyme A catabolic process; nucleoside diphosphate metabolic process. The transcript has 4 exons. The coding region runs from base 68 to 850 and encodes 260 amino acids. NCBI's taxonomy places the organism in Eukaryota, Metazoa, Chordata, Mammalia, Rodentia, Cricetidae. Gene Ontology annotation, molecular function: magnesium ion binding; acetyl-CoA hydrolase activity; manganese ion binding. The record is from RefSeq and is a predicted model, not a curated record.
GGGACAGUUUGACUUCUUCCAAGCCUUCUGCUUCUCCCGCCCCUCACUUCCAGGGCACUCGGCUGAUAUGCGCAUGCGCGUGAGAAAGCUUUUCUUCCUGAAGUCCCCAACUGCUCGUAGCCCAGGAAGUGAAGGGCUGAUGUCGCGACCUAGUGGACUUCCAGAGCCUGCCAGGAACAAUCUGAUAGAUGAUGCCAAGGCCCGCUUGAGAAGGUUCGAUGUCGGGACCAGGUAUUCCCAUUUGUCUUCUAAUAAAUACUCUGUCCUUCUGCCUCUGCUGGUCAAAGAAGGAAAUCUGUACUUGCUGCUCACUGUCCGCUCAGACAAGCUGAGAAGGGCACCUGGGGAAGUCUGCUUCCCUGGAGGAAAGAGAGACCCGAUGGACAUGGAUGACACAGCCACUGCUCUCCGUGAAGCCCAGGAGGAGGUGGGGCUGCAUCCCCACCAAGUGGAGGUGAUCUCUCACCUGGUGCCAUAUCUGAUCGAUAAUGAUGCGUUGGUAACUCCAGUGGUGGGUUUUCUAGACCACAACUUCCAGGCCCAGCCUAACGCUGAUGAAGUUAAGGAUGUGUUCCUCGUGCCUUUGGACUAUUUCCUGCACCCCCAAGUCUACUACCAGAAGCACUUCACACACGCUAGCUACCAUUUUGUUUUACACUGCUUUGAGUAUACAAACCCCGAAACUGGUGUGAAAUACGUAAUCAAGGGAAUGACUUCUAAACUGGCUGUGCUGGUUGCCUUAAUUAUCUUGGAAAAAAGUCCCUCCUUUGACAUUGAGUUUGAUCUCAAUGACCUGAUACCAUCUUGUGAAAAGACCUUUCUUCGGAAAUAUUCUUCAAGCAAGUUGUGAAGACAUCAACACUUGAAAGAACAUCCAUGAGGUCUGGUGUGAGCUUCUACACAGAGCAACAUCAGCAAGUGGAACCUGACAGGUGUGAAUGUUUUUUCUGCAAGGCAAAUGCAAGGCCUUGCCUGGUUUCCAGAUGCCCCUUUUCAUCUAGAACACUAAAAGUCUUUCAAAACUGGAAAAGUGCUUUGGCAGAGCAGUAUAAUUUUACCCAUGAUGCCAAUAUUUUUAUAGUUAUUUUAGGGAUAUUUGGCACACAGUGAGCACUUAAUAAAUGUUUGUUGAAUAUA